Messenger RNA from Daktulosphaira vitifoliae (grape phylloxera), 2231 nucleotides. Its product is annotated as sodium-coupled monocarboxylate transporter 1-like. Gene Ontology annotation, biological process: sodium ion transport; transmembrane transport. The record is from RefSeq and is a predicted model, not a curated record. The transcript is spliced from 11 exons. Gene Ontology annotation, molecular function: symporter activity. Lineage: Eukaryota; Metazoa; Arthropoda; Insecta; Hemiptera; Phylloxeridae. Gene Ontology annotation, cellular component: membrane. The coding region runs from base 74 to 1825 and encodes 583 amino acids.
AAGUUCAAUUGCUCAGUGACUUUUAGUCACUUGAACAAUACUCUUAUGGUUAUCUUAAAUUUAAAGACAACCGAUGGAUUUUCAGUUUAGCUGGAUUGCCGAAUUUGCAGCAUUUGCAUGCAUGUUAGGAAUAUCUAUAAGCAUUGGUGUCUACUAUGGAUUUAUUGAACGUAAGCAAAACACUAUCACCGACUAUCUACUGGGUGGCAAGCAUAUGGCAGUUUUUCCAAUUACUAUGUCUUUGAUUGCCAGUCAUGUAUCUGGGAUCACUCUACUUGGAACCCCAUCUGAAAUUUACGUUUAUGGCACUCAAUAUUUGGUAGUGGCUGUGAUAAACAUUUUCAUUAUAAUUAUCGUAAUUUAUGUUUUUCUACCGGUAUUCUACGAUCUUCAACUGAAAUCUGUAUACGAAUAUUUUGAGUUACGAUUCAAUAGGGAUGUUCGUGCAGUUGCAUCUUUUAUGUACGCUAUUUCCCUGGUAUUGUAUAUACCUGUAGUAAUUUAUGUACCAGCAUUGGCUUUUAAUCAAGUUAGUAAACUAAACGUACACACAAUUACUCCAAUUUUAUGUCUUAUAUGUAUAUUCUAUACAACCGUUGGAGGUCUUAAAGCUGUUGUAUGGACUGACGCGAUACAAAGUAUUUUCACAUCACUCUCAGUAACAACAGUAAUUAUUUUAGGUAUCUAUCAAGUUGGUGGCAUAGGUAACGUCAUAAAUGCUAAUUCCGAAGGAAAUAGAUUGGAAAUGUUCAAUAUGGAUCCAAAUCCGUUUUUAAGAAACAGCUUUUGGACUGUUAGUAUUGGAGUAAUUUUCAGUUGGGUUUAUCACCUAGGAAUGCAUCCUGGAGCGGUUCAAAGAUUUGUAUCAUUACCAACAUAUAGUAAAGCUAGAAAAGCUCUGAUUGGUUUUGCUAUUGGUAUGGUAGUAGUCAAGUUACUUACUGGUUUAAUCGGUAUGCUGAUGUACACAAAAUUUAAAAAUUGUGAUCCUAUCAUGGCUGGCUACAUUGAAAGUGAUAAAAAUUUGCUACCAUAUUUUGUUUCCAACGUGGCAACAAAUUAUCCUGGGCUUACCGGCCUUUUUAUUUCUGGAAUCGUGAGUGCAGCUUUAAGUACAAUGUCAGCAGAACUUAAUACUGUGUCUGGAACAAUUUAUCAUGACUUUAUAGUAAAAAUUUUAGGUGUCAAAAUGAGUGAUUUGGCGGGUAGUAUUAUCAUGAAAGUUACUGUUGUGAUUGUAGGAAUUAUUUGUGUUACUUUAGUUUUGGUUGUCGAAAAACUUGGUAGCAUUCAACAAAUGUCUCAUGUUUUAGGCAGUAUUACACAUGGGUGCUUAUUGGCAGCUUUUAUUUUGGGAAUGUGCUUUCCUAAAGCAAACUCUAGAGGAGUAUUAUGUGGAAUGGUUGUCAGUUUUCUGGUUAUGUCGUGGAUAACAUACGGCACAGAAGAUGCAAUAGUAAAUGAUAAAUUAAAGUUUGUAACCAAAGAUUUAUCUGUGACCGGUUGUCCUGUUAACAUUACUCUACAUAAUAUUACAGACUAUUCAGGUUUAAUCCGAUUGAAUAACGAUGUGUAUGCAGCUCCAGAUGUCUGGAAGAUUUUUACAAUUUCUUACAUGCAUUUUAGCACGUUGGGGCCAUUGAUUGGUAUAGUUGUUGGUUUAAUCAUCAGUAUAAUAUUCCCUUCUGACCAACAAGUAGACCCAAAACUAUUAACUCCUUUUGUACGGAGAAUUGUGUAUCCAAAUCAUCAAAUUCAAAAGGAUAAAUUUAACGGAAUAAAGUCUGAUGAAUAUAUUUUAGUACCUCAAAAUAUCAAAUCUUAACGACUGUUUUCACAACUAGACUAGUUUUUUGUUUAUUUUAUACCGUUAAAAAAUGAAAAUAGAAUACUCCAACAAGAUGACCAAUUAGAUUCAAUUGUAGUCAUAAGUACCGAUUAUAAAAUUUAUAAAUUUAUUUUUUGUAUGUUUUUAUGUGUAUUAAUUGUACAAAUUAUAGAUGAUUAAGUAAAAAAAAACUUACUAUACUUUAUAGUACAAAAAACUUUUACCGUGUUAGCUGUACUUUUUAGUGUUUACAGAACAAAAGUUUUUAAAUUUUUUUUUUGUUGAUAUUCUUUUAGCAUUGAGCGUUCAUUAAAGUAUAAUAUUUCGCCCAACAAAAGGAAAAUUUCAACUAAACUUCCUGAAGCAUUAAAAAAAAAAACGGUAGCACAGUGAGGUCGCGGCA